This is a messenger RNA of Odontomachus brunneus, 3611 nucleotides long. RefSeq lists its product as uncharacterized. The coding region runs from base 2497 to 3294 and encodes 265 amino acids. The transcript is spliced from 6 exons. The record is from RefSeq and is a predicted model, not a curated record. Lineage: Eukaryota; Metazoa; Arthropoda; Insecta; Hymenoptera; Formicidae.
AGCAGACGCAGUCUCGUGAGUUGCCGUUAUGUGAGCGUUUACGGGCGAUCGAACCGCGAUGGUUCAAGCGAGGAAGAGGAAGGGAGAAAAUGAGAAAGAGAGAGAGAGAGAACGAAACGCGCCGGGAAAAAUAUAGCCGGCGAAUAUCGAGAGAGAGAGAGCGAUACCGUAUAACUCCGACAGUGCGAAAUGAAGUUGCAUAAGAUGCGACGAGCGUGUGAAAAAUAAGACUCUUCGGGCGAUCGGCUACUUGUCUUUUUUGGCCUGAUAUUCAUUCUUUUGACGAGAAAAGAUAGGACGCACGGCAUCAUGCGUUAUUCCGCCUGUGCACGUUGCAUUCCACCCGUCUUUAAAACGCUACUUAACGAAGUUAAUUUUAAUUAUUGUUAGAUUAAUUCUCUGGUUAAUCGUGAAGGAUUUUAUAGUCUUUAGGAUUUUAUUUUAUUCAUUUCUCUCUUUCGCGCGCACGCUGGGGUUUUAUUAUUUAUUGAUUAUUUAAAGAAAGAGGAGAGCACACUGUAAUCUGUCAUUAUGACACCCGAACACGUGAAUGUGCGAUCCGGAAACGAAUAUGUACGAUUACAAAAUACCGGUAAUCUAAUUAUUCUACGCGUUAAGGUUAUUCCGCCGAUUAGCGCGCGCGUAAACGUUGUCGCGUCGCGCUAUCAACGGCAUAAUCUACGGUAAUGAAAAGCGGGAGCCGUUGCCGCCGCUCCAGUUGACUCUCCGGAUCCGAAUUCAGUGACUCCCGCGGUCGCGCGCGCAGUUUCAUUUUUGCGCGAGAGCGAUGGAGUCGGAUGAAAUUAGAGUUCGUAGACGCCAAGUUUCGCACGACGACGAGAAUUAGGGGGAAAUAUCGAGAUGAAAGGCAUUGUUUCGCGAGUUUGCGUAUCCAAUUGUGUAUCUGCAGGAUCGUAUCAGCAAGGGCAAUUAGUGCAUUGUAUUAAUUUACGACGGAUACAGCAUUGCUUUAAUUAAAACAAUUGCAGCGGUAGCUCGCUGCCUCCCCUCGCCGGUAUGACACGCAAACUCGAAAAUUAGCGUGAACGAGUAGUCGGGACACCACAGCCGCCGCCACCGCUUCACCAUCGCCAUCGCCGCGCUCGCGCUCGAUUCCCGUAAUUGCCCGCGUCUUGUCUUCCGUGAAUUGUUUAAGGUGGCCGCUAACGACGAUCUUCGGGUCAGCGUCGUUAUUCGGGCCAAUAAAUCGAACACGACGAUCGACGAGUUCCACGGAAGAACGGGAACGUAACGAACCGACGUUCUGACCGAGGGGGCACGCCCCCCGUCAGAGGAAAAUUACGAUUUUCCUCCGCGAAUUCGCAGAGUGAUGAACUCGCGUCGAAAUUUUCUUUCGGUGUUAACCCUAUAAAUUUUCUCGAACUCGGGAACACCCUGUACAAGUUAUUGCUCCAAUCUGAUAAUACACAAACGCUUAUGUAAUGCAAUUAUUUUUAUCCAUGUUGAACCGCUCUUAAAAAAGGACUCGUUUCGGAAUUGUUUAAUAUUCGAUUAUCUGAAUAUUCCAUCGGUAUCUUUUCUCUUGAUUUCAAUAAGCAGUUUAUCAAUCGUGCAAUUUACUCAACUGCAGAUGGAAUAUGCACGAUAAGCAAAUCUUGAAUAAUUCAAUAAAGAUUAAUAGACAAGUUUAAAUAACGGAUAAAGAAAGGCAACAAAUUUUCCUUCUUCAUAAACUCUUUUAUUUUUUAUUCUUUUCAUUGACGUUGGAAGUUUGUGUAUUAAAUGCAGAUUUAUUCAUCUGAUGAUAUAUGAUGUAUCGCGAUCAGGAUCUCUCGGUAUCCUUCGUCUUGACUUCCUGAUGCAGCAUUCACAUUCCUGAUUGUACACCGCCAUGUCACUAGCUUAUGGCAUAAACAUGCUUUUGCAUAGAUAUGGAUUUCAUGAGAAAAACACGUUUUAACUAAUGCGAUAACGCCGAGAGUCCAGUUGAAUAUUUUAAGAGCUGGCGUACGGAAUAUUUUAUAAAUGUAAUGUAACACUCGGCACACACUCGGAAAAAUACGCUUCGCGUAACAAUACACAAAAUAAAGGGCAAAAACAGCCUACGUCAUCCCGCGUGAAUCGUUAAUCGUCACGUCAUCACUGAACGAUCCAGUGAUAAUAACAAUUGUCACUUUCAAAACAUCGUGGACCUUCAAGGCGGAUCAAACCGGUCUUUGCGCGUCGCGUACCUUCGCUGGAUGUUUCCAGUAUAUUUCGAGCCAGCGAGCGAUGCGCAUCUCGCGGGCAUCCGCGUUUUCGUUUCCCUCGGGUAAUCAAAACAUUUUGUUGACUCGCGGAAUACUUAAUCAGGCUCUCAUCAUCGGCAUCGCGUGAUUGAACACGUGUAUUCGCAGUCAAAUCUCACAUACGCGAGUGUCAGUGUUAGUGCCGGCGCACUACGACGAAGCAGUCACGACGCUGAAUCGGGAAACCAGGAAUGAAGGACGCGGGCAGCGAUACAUCAUACAUUUCCAAGAAACAAACGGCCUGAGGAUGCUGGAGCUGGUGGUGCCGGAGCACGUGGUGCGCGGGCAAAAUAUACGUCUCGAGUGCAACUUUAAUCUGGACGGCGAAACCUUGUACUCGGUCAAGUGGUACAAGGACGGUAACGAGUUCUACCGAUACGUACCCCAGGACAAGCCACCUGUUCUGGUGUUCCCCCUGCCGGGUGUCACCGCGAAUAUUCACAACUCCACUGAGCGGUCGGUCGUCCUUCAAUCCGUGAACCUCAUGAGUACGGGCCGCUACAGAUGCGAAGUUUCGGCGGAGGCGCCAUCCUUUCAAACCGUUUCCGACCACUCGGAUAUGCUGGUAGUCGCCCUGCCGGAGGAGGGGCCCAUUAUCACGACGCGACCCGGGAAACAUCGUUAUCAAGUCGGCGACGUCGUGCGGUUCAAUUGCACUUCGGCGAAGUCGAAGCCACCUGCCAUACUCAGCUGGUUCAUCAACGCCGACCCAGUCGACAUGCAGUUCGUGAAGGGGCCCCACGUCACCGACGCGGACCGGGAGGGUCUGAAGACUACCACGCUCGGUCUGGAGUUCCGUCUGCGCCCGAAGCACUUCAAGAAGGGAGACUUGAAGAUCAAAUGCCUGGCGAUGAUAGCGACCGUAUAUUGGAAAUCGAAUGAGCUCAGCAUAGAGGGUGAGAGGCCCCUGAAGAUGCCGGUAAUGGAGAGCAGGGAGACAAGGGCGCAAGGGCACACGCAUGCCGAGCAUAUCCUAGCGAGCGGAAGUAUAGCGUUAGGACCGUGUGCCGUGCUGAUCGUCGCGGGAUUACUGAUGCCGCGGUAAGGACCGAGGGUACACCUCCGCCCUCCGCCCUCUGUGCUCAUCUUCUAAGGCCUGGAAGCCACCCUCGUGUGACAUUAUUAUGUAAUAAAUUACCCACGUUGUUUAUAUUUUUUAUAAUUGCAAUUAGUGGAGUUAGAGACCACAUAACCGUAGGCAGACGACACACUAUCAAUACGUUAUCAUGGUAGACACCUCGAUCGAACGCGAGGAGUUUCCGUUUCCUUCGCGAGCGAGGAGGCGCUGCUGAUCUGUCCCUCUUUUUUUCUCCCGUUCGUCGGAAAUUCCCACGUUAAUUUUCGCGUUGUGCGUUAAAUUAC